Molecule: messenger RNA, 2571 nt
Organism: Struthio camelus australis
Lineage: Eukaryota; Metazoa; Chordata; Aves; Struthioniformes; Struthionidae
Gene: RIMKLB
Product: ribosomal modification protein rimK like family member B
Biological process (GO): protein modification process
Cellular component (GO): cytoplasm
Molecular function (GO): metal ion binding; ATP binding; N-acetyl-L-aspartate-L-glutamate ligase activity
Source: RefSeq, a predicted model, not a curated record
CUCGCGUUGCGCCCAUGGUGAUUGCGCAUCCCUGUACGCGGAGACGGGGCAGCGGUCGGACCUACCGGCGCCUCCCCACCCCGCAGGCGCGGGCAGGAGAGGCGAGGCACCCAGGUGUUGGUGACUUAAGACUCAUUUAGGUAUUUAGUUCUCAGGAAACAGAGACAUGAGAGGCUUACUGGAUUUACUCUAUUUUCACUGAAAAGUACAGCUUUGCACUAGUAUUUUUUUGCCUCCUUUCCAUCCCUCCUCUCCAACAGGAGAGGAUAAUUUGGGUAAUUAUAUUAGCCCUCACCUACUCCCCCUUUCCUCUAUUCCACCCUCAGAAAUCUACCCUGGUCCCUGAGGCAUCAGCUAGAAAUUGCUUGCGUAGUACCAGGAGAACGCUGUCCUCAUCACCCCUUGCUUGAUUUGGGGGCUUCAGUAGUACAUUUCCAUCCUUUGGAGUGCAGUGCAGGGAGGUGUCCAGAAGACACUAUUGCUACCCUCUUUGGGUAGUAGAGGAUCCUAGAAAGAGGGGUACAUAGCAAGACGCGUGAUCUCACUGAGGGAGCCAGAUUGAAGCGGCGCUUACUCGGCACACUAAAAGAAGCACCCAUCUUUGGCAUCUUUUCAUCUUCCAGUCCUUUCUCAUCAAAUUUCUGAAGCUCCACUGAAAGGAAACCUUGAAGGUUGCAAGACAGGACCAAGAUGUGCAGUUCAGUUGCUCCCAGGCUGUGGUUCUUAACAGACCGUCGCAUCAGAGAAGAUUACCCUCAGCAGGAGAUCAUGAGAGCGCUGAAGGCCAAGUGCUGUGAAGAGGAGCUAGAUUUCCGGGCCUUGGUGAUGGAUGAAGUGGUGCUGACCAUUGAGGAUGGAAAUCUUGGUCUCCGGGUGAAUGGGGAGCUCAUUACUGCUUACCCACAGGUGGUGGUUGUGCGUGUGCCAACACCUUGGGUCCAGAGUGACAGCGAUAUCACAGUCCUCCGCCAUCUAGAGAAGAUGGGCUGUCGAUUGAUGAAUCGUCCCCAAGCCAUCCUCAACUGUGUCAACAAGUUCUGGACUUUCCAAGAACUUGCUGGUCAUGGCGUGCCUCUUCCAGACACCUUUUCAUAUGGUGGUCAUGAGAAUUUUGCCAAAAUGAUUGAUGAGGCGGAAGUGCUGGAGUUUCCUAUGGUGGUGAAGAACACACGGGGUCACCGAGGCAAAGCUGUGUUCCUGGCAAGAGACAAGCACCAUUUGGCAGACCUGAGCCAUUUGAUCCGUCACGACGCCCCUUAUUUAUUUCAAAAAUAUGUUAAAGAGUCCCAUGGCAAGGAUGUACGAGUUAUCGUAGUAGGAGGCCGUGUGGUGGGCACCAUGCUCCGCUGCUCAACAGAUGGGAGGAUGCAGAGUAACUGCUCACUUGGUGGUGUAGGUAUGAUGUGCUCACUGAGUGAACAAGGCAAGCAGUUGGCAGUCCAGGUGUCAAACAUCUUGGGGAUGGACGUGUGCGGCAUUGACCUACUGAUGAAGGACGACGGUUCAUUCUACGUCUGCGAGGCCAAUGCAAAUGUAGGUUUCAUUGCCUUUGACAAGGCUUGUAAUCUAGAUGUAGCUGGUAUCAUAGCGGACUAUGCCGCUUCUCUCCUUACCCCCGGUCGCUUGACGCGGCGCAUGUCCUUGCUCUCCGUGGUGUCCACGGCAAGCGAGACUAGCGAGCCAGAGCUGGGCCCUCCAGCUAGUGCCGCUGUCGACAAUAUGAGUGCUAGCUCCAGCUCUGUCGACAGCGACCCUGAGACCACGGAGAGAGAGUUGCUCACCAAGCUCCCGGGGGCUCUAUUCAACAUGAACCAGCUAUUAGCCAAUGAGAUCAAACUUCUUGUGGAGUGAUGCCACAUGUAAAUACAUGACCAACAAAACUCUCUCUUGUAAAUUUUUUUUUUAAAAACCAACUUGCAAUGCUGUUUAUCAGAGAAGCUCAGAGAAAUGGAGGGGAGGGGUCAAUCAAGGGAGCAAGAUUAAAGGCAUGUAUUCUGAGAUUGCCCCUACUUUUUUGUGUUGCAUAAAAUUGUUUUAAUUCUUCAGCAUCAUUUUUUUUUAUUGAAGAUGCUCAGUUCACAGCCUGAAUGGAAAUUUUAUUUGGGUGCUGCUUUGGACCCCAAACGUAUUGCAGUGCAUGUGUGUUCACAGGAAAGCAUUAAAGCAUGAGUUACACUUCAGAAAAGCUGUCUAGCAGCUCUCUAGAAACUUCUGUGCACCAGCUAAGCCUCUUCUACCUCUGUAAGGCUUGAUUCUGUAAGUUGCUGAGUGCCUCUAAUUUCAGUGAGAGUUGACAAUGUUUAAUACCAGAUAUUUCAAAGUUCCUGGACGCCUGCUUUUCUGACUCUAGUAAGUGGGAGCUGUUAAGUUCAGCAUCCUGUUACGGUCACCCCUUUUUGACUUUGUGGGAUAUGGCCCUUUAAAUGAUGAGGCAGAGAGAAGUGUCAGUUCACUGAACUUGAGCUUUCAGUACAGUCUGUAACUUCUGCCAUCUUGCCAUGUUUUGUUUAUAAAGCUUUUGAAGGAGGAUUUUUAAUAUUUGUGUUUUUCUCAUUUCAAAUCUCUGCUUUG